CAGGGACGGGACACAGGCAGCCGAGGGCUUCCCCAGGCAAAGAGACUCAGCAGUGUAUUCUGUGCACCACCCAAUGGAGACGCACAUGGACAUGGAAUCUUAAGCUUCCCGUCGGUCAUCAUUGACUAAAUUUUGUGCUACCCAAAGGGCACCAUGGAAAAGCUAAGGAUAGGUCUCUUGCUGGGUUGCAGUCUACGAUAGCGUUGAGGAUAAGUAAAUGGGACGUUACCCUGACUUGAAUAUGAAUCAGGUAAUCUUCUGGUCACCAAAAGAGGUGGCCAACUGGCUCUCGGAGAGGGGACUACAGGAAUACUCUGAUACCUUAAAAUCUCUAUCUGGCCAGGGCUUGCUCAUGCUUAAAGUAGAUGACUUCAAGAAGCCUCCCUUGUCACUUGUGUCUUCGGACAAUGGCCGGCAUUUGCUGGAGAUGAUAGAAACUUUAAAAAUAGAGCACCAUAUAGAGGAGCACAAGAACGGCCAUGCCAACGGUCACCUCGGCAACCACAAAGCUCACCCAGUCGGCGAUUAUGGCUUUGCCAAAAAGAAUGGAAUUCCCAAUGGGUUUUGCAAAGAAAUGAUCCAAAUUCCCUUGCCUGAACCAGAGCGUAGCCAGCCUUUUCCUGAUGAAUGGGGCAAAACCUUCAUCGCCUUCCUCUAUGCACUUUGCUGUUUCAUUUUUACCACGGUGAUGAUCUCAGUCGUCCACGAACGAGUGCCUUCCAAAACAGAGGAAGCUCCGCUGCCAGAUGUAUUUUUCGAUUAUUUUGACAGGGUGCAGUGGGCUUUUUCCAUAUGUGAAAUUAAUGGGAUGAUUCUUGUGGGCUUCUGGUUGUGCCAGUGGAUAUUGCUAAAACACAAAUCUAUCAUUAGUCGAAGAUUUUUUUGUAUAGUGGGAACUCUGUAUCUUUAUCGCUGUAUAACGAUGUACAUAACGACGCUACCUGUUCCUGGCAUGCAUUUCAGAUGCUCUCCUAAGCUGUUUGGCAACUGGGAGGCACAGACCCGGAGGGUACUGAAGAUGUUAGCGGGUGGGGGCCUGUCCAUCACAGGAUCGCACACGUUGUGUGGGGACUAUUUAUACAGUGGGCACACCGUCAUGUUAACACUUACCUACAUGUUCAUCAAAGAGUAUUCGUCGCCGCGUUUGUGGCUUUACCACUGGCUGUGCUGGUUCCUCAGCUGCGUGGGCAUCUUCUGCAUUCUGCUGGCUCAUGAUCACUACACUGUGGACGUAGUCGUGGCCUAUUACAUCACAUCCAGGAGCUUCUGGUGGUAUCACACCAUGGCCAACCAACAAGUGCUUAAAGAGAAGAGCUCCUCAAACCUCCUUUCCCGGGUUUGGUGGUACAAGCCGUUCCAGUACUUUGAGAGAAACAUUGAAGGGAUAGUCCCUCACUCCCUGCAGUGGCCCAUAACCUCGUAUCUACAGCGGCUCUGCAUGAAGCGGCACAAGUACAACCUACUGGUGAAUCAGUUAUAGAGGCCAAAGGAGGCCUGUGAGACAAUGGCAGACUCUUAGCAGCCUCCUUACUCCUCGCCGUUACCUGAUCAGCACUGUGAUAUUUCUCCUCUCCAAAGUGAAACCAAGAAUUUAAUUUAUCAUGCACUGUUUCCCCUUCCCUGCAGGAGCCGCAAUGACUUGCCCAUAGCCGAGUGGUGCAGGAAGGGGCCUUGUUAUUCUAAUUAUUAUUAUAUUAUUAAAAUAGUUAUUUGCUUUUAUUCCCCUGUUUUACAGCCGCGCCUGGGAAUAAAACAUACUUUCAUAUCACACCCCCCAAAUACUGGGCCCUAAGCAACGUCCCUAUGAAGAAUUAGACGUCACUAACAUGAGUGAAGCCAGAGGUGUAUUUGGAGGGGGUGCAGGCAGGGGAGACCACCCUAAGACCCCAGGGACUGUGAAUCAUUCCAUUGCACCCUAUGCUCUUAUCUCUAUUCAGGACGGGGCUGCAACAGUAACACUUUGGGUUAUAUGUAGGGAUGCACCUUAUCCAGGAUUCAGUUCAGGAUUCGGCCUUUUUCAGCAGGAUUCGGCCAAAUCCUAAUUUGCAUAUGCAAAUUAGGGACGGGGAGGGAAAUUGUGUGACUUUUUGUCAUAAAACAAAGAAGUAAAAAAUGUUUUCCCCUUCCCACCCCUAAUUUGCGUAAGCAAAUUCAGUAUUCAGCCGAAUCUUUCGCGAAGGAUUUGGGGGUUCAGCCGAAUCCAAAAUGGUGGAUUCGGUGCAUCCCUAAUUAUAUUUAUCAAAGAGUGAAGUUAGAGAUCGCCACAGUCCUCUAGAGUGAAAUUCACCCAUUGAUAAAUACUCUUGUAAAAAUCCCAUAUAGGGUCCUGCGCGGAACCAAUUUCUAAGACCCGAACCCGUAGCCCACAUAUUUACCCACUUUGAUCCGCUACCCCGAACCGGACCCACAACUGCCUCAUCCGCAAUGCACCGACCACCAUUAAACAGGAAGUGAUGGUGCUGCAAGGAAGUGACGUCAUCAAAAGUGGGCGCGGACAGAAACACGUUUUGUAAAACUUAAAAAAGAAUGAAAUAUAGACAAUAUUACAUAUAAGAAAUUUAGAUGAGACCCACAACCCGACCCGCAUCUGAAAAUCCUCCCCCUCAUUGUGCAGGGUGCCCGCUUUUGCAGGUAACCCUCGGGUACCCGACCCGCUGCAGGGCUCUAAUCCCAUAGAAAUGAAUGGAGAAUGGCGGAAUUUCACUCUAGAGGAAUGUAGCGAUCUGUAACUUCACUCUUUGAUAAAUAUACCCCUAUAUAUCCCUUUAAUGUGCCAGUACAGCUCCCAGCAUGCACCGUCGCUGAAGGGUCACAUGGUGUGCCGGAACUUGUACUUAGAGAACCCCAUGUUGCAUUUUGAAUAUUAAGGUCCCGCACCAGGUAUUUUUGCCCCCCAAAGUCUCAUCAGUGACGAUGAUAAACCUGGUUGAAGUUUAUUUUUCAAUCACAUUUUGUGAACUGCCAAAAUUUCCCCAAAUAGUCACCUAUUUAUUCCUCCCGGAGCUCAGUCUCCCUUUCCCCUGUCGCGACUUUUUUGGUAAAAAGUGUUUUUUUUGUAAAAUCUUUCACAAAGCCCCAGAGCUCUCUGUUGUACAGUGAUUUUUCUAAGGAUUUCCUACCUUUAUUUUUCAGACAAAAAUGAUGUGUAUAAACGAUGACCUUUAAAAAUUUCUACGUCAGAGAUAAAAAAAAACAAAUGGAGGAUAUUUGUAACUGUUUCUAGUGCCUUUCUCGUCUCGAUUGUAUGGUCAGUAGUCCGUCUUACAGAUUUCGCUUUUAAAGUAUUCUAUUAUACAGUUGAAGAGAUAUAUAUAUGUAAAGAGAGAUCUUAUUGCGUCUAUUUGUGAACCCCAUAUGAACCUGAAACCCCUAUGUUUAUAAACAAAGGAUUUUUUUUCUGUUUUUUUUUAAUUCUUACUUUUUUUUUAAUUCUUACUUUUUUUUUAAUUCUUACUUUUUUUUUAUCAAUAAACUAGAGCCUUUUUUGACCA
Messenger RNA from Xenopus laevis (African clawed frog), 3491 nucleotides. RefSeq names its product sphingomyelin synthase 1 S homeolog (gene sgms1.S). Gene Ontology annotation, biological process: ceramide biosynthetic process; sphingomyelin biosynthetic process. The record is from RefSeq and is marked provisional. Gene Ontology annotation, molecular function: phosphotransferase activity, for other substituted phosphate groups; sphingomyelin synthase activity; ceramide cholinephosphotransferase activity. NCBI's taxonomy places the organism in Eukaryota, Metazoa, Chordata, Amphibia, Anura, Pipidae. Gene Ontology annotation, cellular component: plasma membrane; endoplasmic reticulum membrane; Golgi membrane.